CCUGCCUGCCUGCCCGCCCGCCCGCUUUCUCUCUCUCCCACGCGCACGCGGAGCCGGAUCGGUAUCUGCUCACCGUGAUACUCUUUCUCUCUCUCUCUCCCGACCCCCAACGCACGACGCUUUCCUCUCUCUAGGUUGUUUCCCCCUCGAUCCCUCUCGACCACACCAGGUAAAAUCUCCCCUGCCCAUCCGCUCCCCCAGCCGAUCCGAUCCCGCGAUUCCAGCCCUCGCGCCUCCAGCUUGAAACUUCCCCCAAUUUUCCAUCCACUGUAGUCGCCCGGAUCGCUCGCGCUUCGUAGAGGGUUCGGGUGUCUGUGAGUGCCUUUUUUGCGCAACGAUGGUAUGUUAAUUGGAGGUUAAAGAAUUGUAGCGGUUUGAGGCGGUAAGAGCUUGGAGGGAGCGAAGGAUUUGCGAGCCAUGGAUAAGGGGCUCUUCGCCAACGACGGCUCCUUCAUGGAGAGGUUCAAGCAGAUGCAGCAGGAAAUGCAGGAGAAGGAGAAGGAGAAGGAGAAGGCCGCCACUGCAGCCUCGUCCGCGACGCCCAAGCCUGUGAACCCCAAGCAGGCAGUCACUGUGGCUGCGAACAAGAGGCCGUUCAAGCUGAAGAAGGCCGGGCCGGUGGCCUCAGGUGGGAAGCUGGCCUUCAGCCUGAAGAAGGCCAAGGUUGUGGUCGCGCCUGUUUUUGCGGCCGAUGACGAGGAUGAAGAUGGGGCAGAUGUGGAGAGGGAGGAGCCCGCCAAGAACCAGAAGUCCGUGCAAGUUGAUGCUCCUGCUGUGGCUGCCCCAACAGGGGCUGUUGCCCCAACACCACCAAAUGACAUGACAGUGAGGCAAGUUGCUGACAAAUUAGCAAGCUUUGUUGCCAAAAAUGGGAGACAAUUUGAGAAUAUCACACGGCAAAGGAAUCCUGGAGAUACACCAUUCAAGUUUCUAUUUGAUAAGCACUGUCCAGAUUACAAAUAUUAUGAGUUUCGUCUUACUGAAGAGGAAAAGGUUCUUGCCCAGUCAAAGGAAGCUGAAGCAUCAAAAAAUGCUAACUCUAGCAUUGCAAGUUCCAAAGCACCAGUUGGUCCACAUAGAACCUCAUUGGAACAAAAGUCUAACUAUCAAACACCUGCAUCAGCGUUGUAUGGGACAUAUGAGGGUAGUUCUUCCCAAGGAAGCUUUAGUUAUGGUGAUCCCAAUAUGUCUGCACCCUCAGAUCCAGUAGCAUUGAUGGAAUUCUACAUGAAGAAGGCUGCACAGGAAGAGCGGAAGAGGCCACCGAGGCAGUCAAAAGAUGAAAUGCCACCACCUCCUUCCCUUCAAGGUAUCUUUUCUGUUAUAUUAUUCGCUGUACUGGAAGGAUGUAAGGACUUCCAUAGUUAUUUCAGUACAACUAUUUCUUGUUUUGCAGGUCCUCCUAAGAAGGGACACCACAUGGGUGACUUCAUUCCUCAAGAAGAAUUUGAAAAGUUCAUGGCACGCUGUAAUGAUGCUGCAGCACAAAAGGCUACCAAAGAAGCUGCCGAGAAGGCUAAGAUUCAGGCAGACAAUAUUGGGCACAAACUUCUAUCUAAGAUGGGCUGGAGGGAAGGUGAGGGUCUUGGCAGCGAGAGAAGGGGUCGUGCAGAUCCCAUUAUGGCUGGAGAUGUGAAGAAGGACCAUCUUGGUGUUGGUGCAGUCCAGCCCGGUGAGGUCUCAGCUGAAGAUGACAUCUACGAGCAAUACAAGAAACGAAUGAUGCUUGGCUACCGUUAUAGACCAAACCCUCUGAACAAUCCCAGGAAACAAUACUACUGACACAUGAGAUGUUCAUCUGGGGAGAUCAGAAUAGCCAAGAAGUUUGUUUAUUCAGCAUAUAUCUUGGAAUGCCACAGAUCUGGGGCUUCAGCAGUGGCUUCGAUGUUGCCUAGUGUUCAUUUUUUUUUAUAUCAAAUACACUUUUCUUUGUGGUGUGUUUUCAAUGUACAUCAAUCAUGUUUCAAUUAGUGAUGUAUUGCUCUCAAGAAGGAUGAAAACUAUUUUACUUAUUAUUCAACUUCUGUUGGGACUUUCUUCACUUCACAAA
Molecule: messenger RNA, 2050 nt
Organism: Phragmites australis (common reed)
Lineage: Eukaryota; Viridiplantae; Streptophyta; Magnoliopsida; Poales; Poaceae
Product: SURP and G-patch domain-containing protein 1-like protein
Exons: 9
Coding region: 418-1782 (454 amino acids)
Biological process (GO): RNA processing
Cellular component (GO): nucleoplasm
Molecular function (GO): RNA binding
Source: RefSeq, a predicted model, not a curated record